CAUCUGUGCGCGGAGACGAUCUUUGUCCUCGUGCAUCUGUGAACGCGUCCGUGUGAAAAUCUUCUCCCGGAGAUUUGAGCCGUUUUCCCGCUGCUCCUUCUCUCACCUGCCGCCGCGGCUCCGGCUCGGUCCCGGGUCUCCGCGAGUCUGGAUCCAGUGACCCGGGUUUUUGGAGUGUCUUCCUACCGCAGUGAAGCAUGAUGGGAGGAAACAGAUGGACGAGGCGGUCGUGGGCCGACAAGUGACACACACACACACACACACACACACACAAUGGACCAAGGCUUCAGUUUAAAUUCACUGAAGAAGUUGGCGGCAGAACCAGACUACACCGAUGUGUCGCUGGCGGCGGCAGAGCGUGUUCGUGCGCUGGGGAAGAUGGGAAGCAGCGUGGAGAUCAACGAAGACAUCGAGCCGUGGCGCUACAUCCGCUCCGGUGUGGAGAUGGAGCGCAUGGCGGCAGUUUACCUGGAGGAGGGCAGUCUGGAGAACGCCUACGUCCUCUACAACAAGUUCAUCACUCUGUUUGUAGAGAAACUGCCGAGUCACAAGGAUUAUCAGCUGUGCAGCGUCCCCGAGAAGCAGCUCAUCAUGAAGAAACUUCAGGACGUGGCGUUUCCUCGUAAAGACGAGCUGAAGAAACGUCUGGAGGAGAAAUACAGCAGAGAACACAGCGACUUCCUCACAGCUCAGAGCCAGGCCAGGGUGGUUGAUGGGCGUGGCCAGCAGCACAGGUCCCUCUUGGACGAGGACAGAAGGCGACACCUGCUGGUGGAGGGGGAGCGGCAGCGCGUGGCCGCUCAGCGACAGAUGCAGAUCGAGUCAGAACAGUUUCGCUACUUCGAGGAUCAGCUGAGGAGGCAGGACCUGGCCAAUAAGAGAGACCAGGAGGCGGAGCCAAAGGUGGACACCAAAGUGCCUGAGGUGACAGACGGCUCCUGUCUGUCCCGUCAGCCAAUCAGAGGUGGCGUUCGAUCCCAGGGGGUGGAGCCUAACAGAAACAGAGCUCCUGCUCACAUCAGCCGACCAGGAGUCCACACUCAGAGGGUGGAGGGUCUGAGGCGGGUGGUGAUUCCCAGAGAUCUCACUUAUCGUUUCCUGCUGCUGGCUAACGCUAACACUGUCAGAGGAGUCGAGACCUGCGGCGUCCUCUGUGGACGACUGACACAUAAUGAGUUUUUGCUGAGUCAUGUUGUGAUCCCCAAACAGUCGUCAGGUCCAGAUUUCUGUGACAUGGAGAACGUGGAGGAACUGUUCAGUUUCCAGGACCAACACAACCUGCUGACGCUGGGCUGGAUCCAUACUCAUCCCACACAGACCGCCUUCCUCUCCAGCGUUGAUCUUCACACUCACUGCUCGUAUCAGCUGAUGUUGCCGGAGGCCGUCGCCAUCGUCUGCGCUCCCAAACACAACGACACCGGCGUGUUCAGACUGAGCGGUUCUGGGAUGUCGGAGGUUUCCGGCUGCAGACUCAAAGGUUUCCACCCUCACUCUAAGGAGCCUCCUCUCUUCUCUGUGUGUAAACAUGUCGUGGUGAGGGAGUCAAAGGUCAUUCUGCUGGACCUCAGGUGACAGACAGGAGGUGCUGUGGCUCAGCAGUGAACCAGGAAGUGACUCAGUGCCUUCUCAUGACAUGAGUGUUUGAUCUGGUGAAGAAGAAGAAAAGAAACUUGUCCUGUUACUGUGAAACUUUUAUUUUGAAAUCCUGAGCUCUGGACUGGGAUUGGUGGAGGAGGGUCCAGGUCACACCUGCUGACUGUGACAUCAUUUUCAGUCAAAAACACUGGACUCAGAGGGAGUGUUUCCUGUUUCUCACGUUUAUUUCACAAUAAAUGUUUACAUUUUAAAUAAAGUAAAUAAAAGAA
Messenger RNA from Solea solea (common sole), 1865 nucleotides. It is a transcript of the gene stambpl1, whose product is annotated as STAM binding protein-like 1. Gene Ontology annotation, cellular component: membrane; endosome. Lineage: Eukaryota; Metazoa; Chordata; Actinopteri; Pleuronectiformes; Soleidae. Gene Ontology annotation, molecular function: protein binding; metal-dependent deubiquitinase activity; K63-linked deubiquitinase activity. Gene Ontology annotation, biological process: protein K63-linked deubiquitination. The transcript has 11 exons. The coding region runs from base 274 to 1572 and encodes 432 amino acids. The record is from RefSeq and is a predicted model, not a curated record.